Molecule: messenger RNA, 3594 nt
Organism: Nanorana parkeri
Lineage: Eukaryota; Metazoa; Chordata; Amphibia; Anura; Dicroglossidae
Gene: NR3C1
Product: nuclear receptor subfamily 3 group C member 1
Exons: 9
Coding region: 219-2519 (766 amino acids)
Biological process (GO): regulation of DNA-templated transcription; nuclear receptor-mediated glucocorticoid signaling pathway
Cellular component (GO): nucleus
Molecular function (GO): nuclear glucocorticoid receptor activity; steroid binding; sequence-specific DNA binding
Source: RefSeq, a predicted model, not a curated record
CCUCCCUCCCCUGUUUGCACGCACAGAGCCCCCUCCCCCAGCCCCCCUCUGUCUCUCUCCUCCCUGCAUGUCCGGGAUAGGCGGCUCCCAUCCCCGAGGGCGCCUCAGCUGUGUGCACCGCGCACACGGGCCGCUGCCAGCCGACAUUGGGGCAUACAGCGAGACUGAACACGUAGACAUGCCCGGAGCCUGAAGGCCGCCAGCUGCAUCAGUGUUCAAUGGAUCCUAAAGAUCUAUUAAAGCCGCCAAGUGGAUCCCAGGCUGUGAAGACUGCACAUUACACUGACAAGAAAGGGAACGUGAUUGAUUUAUUUACAAGCUAUAGAGGUGGAGCCUGUGUGAACAUUUCCACAUCUUGUCCAACCCCACCUGCUUCACUGCCAGACACACGGCAGCAACUACAACAGCAGGAACCGGCUAUAACAGUGGAUCCAGCGAAUGGUCUGGGUAAUGUGCCUCAGCCAGACCUGUCCAAAGCCGUCUCCCUUUCAAUGGGACUUUAUAUGGGUGAGCCAGAUACAAAAGUAAUGGGAAACGAACUUGGUUACCCUCAGCAAGCUCAACUUGGAGUGCCAGCAGGAGAAACGGACUUCAGGCUGCUCGAAGAGAGCAUUGCCAGUCUUCAGGCAAAGUCAUCUGUCCCAGAGAAGGUGCAGGAGGGCCUUGAAGAUAAAGGAGCUAUCAAAUGUGACCUGUCCGCCCAGCCAAGCCCUUCUGUGCAGGGUCAAGGGAACAGCAAUAACAAGUUGUUUCCUAAAGACCAAAGCACCUUUGACCUUUUACAGGAUCUGGAUUUGCCCCCAGAGUCACCCAGGGAUAUAAAGGAUAAUCCAUGGUCACUGGACCCUUUAUUUGGAGAUGACGCUGUUGACUUGCUAUCUCCUUUGACCACUGAUGACCCUUUUCUUUUGAGGUCAGGUUCAGUCAAUGAAGACUGCAAACCGCUCAUUCUUCAAGAUUGCACACCAAAAGUAGGGGACUUAGUGCUGCCAAGUACUGAAAUGCUGAUGUCUCAAGUGAAGACUGAAAAGGAUGACUUUAUAGAGCUGUGUACUCCUGGGGUAGUGAAGCAGGAAAAGUUUAGUCCCAUUUAUUGUGGUGGCCAUUUUUCUGGAUCUGGCCUUUUUGGUAACAAAACAUCAGCCAUCUCUGUGCAUGGCGUCAGCACUUCAGGGGGACAGAUGUACCACUAUGACUUGAACACUUCUCAACUGUCUCAGCAGCCGGAUCAGAAGCCAAUCUUUACCUUGGGCCAAACUCUGCCUACCAUUUCUGAGGCUUGGAAUAGGUGCCAUGGGUCUGGGAAUGAAAACCUUGCAUCUCCAGGGAAUUUAACCUAUCAAAGCAGGCCUGUGUUUUCCAAUGGCUACUCCAGCCCGGGAAUGAGACCAGAUGUGAGUCCUUCUCCGUCCAGUUCUUCUACCAGCACCGGACCGCCUCCCAAGCUCUGUUUGGUGUGUUCUGAUGAAGCCUCCGGGUGUCACUAUGGAGUAUUGACCUGCGGCAGCUGUAAAGUGUUUUUUAAAAGAGCCGUAGAAGGUCAGCACAAUUACCUUUGUGCUGGAAGAAAUGAUUGUAUUAUUGACAAAAUUAGGAGGAAAAAUUGCCCGGCAUGUCGCUAUCGGAAGUGUCUACAAGCUGGAAUGAAUCUGGAAGCACGCAAAACUAAGAAGAAGAUAAAAGGUAUACAGCAGUCUAACACAACCGCAGUACGUGAACUACCUGAAAGUUCAGUGAAGACCAUUGUCCCUGCCUCCAUAGCACAACUUACACCUACUUUGAUCUCCUUAUUGGAGGCCAUUGAGCCAGAAGUAUUGUACUCAGGUUAUGACGGCACCAUUCCAGAGACUGCAUGGCGUGUCAUGUCCUCUCUGAACAUGCUCGGGGGCCGCCAGGUGGUAUCUGCAGUGAAAUGGGCAAAGGCAAUACCAGGCUUUAGAAAUCUGCACCUGGAUGACCAAAUGACCCUUCUGCAGUACUCAUGGAUGUUUUUGAUGGUGUUUGCCCUUGGAUGGAGGUCUUAUAAACAGUCCAAUGGGACUGUGUUGUAUUUUGCUCCAGAUCUUGUCAUUGAUGAGGAGAGGAUGAACUUACCAUACAUGCAUGAGCGAUUUCAAGACAUGUUCAGGAUUGUCAAGGAGAUGACUCGUCUCCAGAUUUCAUAUGAUGAAUACCUCUGCAUGAAGACUUUGUUACUCCUUUGUACAGUUCCCAAGGAUGGCCUGAAAAGCCAGACACUAUUCGAGGAAAUUCGAAUGACGUAUAUUAAAGAACUCGGAAAAGCCAUAGUAAAGAGGGAAGGAAAUUCUAGUCAAAACUGGCAGCGAUUUUACCAACUGACAAAGCUAAUGGAUACGAUGCAUGAGGUGGUUGAAAAUCUUCUAGCCUUUUGCUUCUAUUCCUUCACAGACAAAUCGUUGAGUGUUGAAUUUCCAGAGAUGUUGUCGGAAAUUAUCACCAAUCAGAUACCAAAAUACUCAUCUGGAAAUAUCAGAAAACUUUUAUUUCAUCAGAAGUGACUGCCUUACUAAAAUUAUAUAUAAUUAAAUAUAUAAGCAUAAAAAGUUGCCUUAAGGAAAGAAUAAGUCAAAUUAUAGCUUUUACUGUAUUGAAACAGAAAAAUCAGACGUGGUAAUUGUCCUUGCAACGGUGUACCUAAUGUAAUUAUGCACUACAGUUUAUGUGGUUUACAGAGGGCCAAGAUUUGGACUAUUGAAAAUUCAGCAUUUCACUCCUAUGAAUGAAAUGGGAAGAAUAAGAGAUAAUUAAACCAGUCUGCAUUGUGAAAUAACCUGGUAGCAAUUUUUGCUUUGGAUAGAUUUGUUUUGCUUUUUAUUUUCUUUCAUUUUCCUGUCGGGUGUUUUGUUUUUUUCCUAUCUUGUUAGGAAAAGCCAGAAUUUGAUUGAUGCAUGGAAUCUGCUGAAAGUUUACAAGUGUAUUCAGAAAAGGGAAGUUGUGCCUUUUUUAAGCUACUGUUUGCGUCUAGCAGUUUCUCUCAGUUUUUACAAAUGGACUUUCUAUUUUCUUUUCCUUACAUCAUAUUUUGUUUCCUAUUGUACAGAUCGGGUCGUUUUUUUUAAGAUGGGCAGCUCACAGCUUUCUUAACAGAAAUAAAAGAAUACGUAAUUCUUACAAUGUCUGUUUUUGCAAGUACUCUAACCAAAUUGCUAAACUGGCUACUUAGCAUUUUUGUGUAUCACAUGUAUGAUAGUUAUAUGGCCAAACUCCGUCAGCUUUUGAAUGGCAUACCAGCCGUCAUGCUACAGGGGAAUCUCUCCUGCCUUCUGGUUUAAAAAUCUUUAUAAUACGUUGAUUCAUGAUUAAAAACAUGGCCCAUUGCAGGUUUAAUGCAUGCAAUUGUAGAAUCGGAAUGUAGGGGAUUUUUAAAUAGAGGUUUGUUUUUUUUUGUUUUUCUCAGAAAAGAUUUCCUUAGACCUAGUUCACAUGUGCCAUAAUCUGCUCAGAGAUGCAAUGUUCAAAGCUGCUGUAGCCGUUUCAUAGCUUGCCUAUGUGUAUGCUUUUAUUAGUAAAAUGUAAAAUAUUGAGAAAGUACAUGAUUUUAAUAGCCAUUCACUUUAAGAUUUUUGUCAAAUA